AGUGUUGUUGCUAGGUCCAACACCAUCCUCAAGCAACUCGUAUUACAAGCUAAGCGUGAAUAUGAAGCAGAAGCUAUCCAUCACAUUCAAAUUUACUUUGCCGAUUCUCAUGGAGGCUGGAGGUGGACAGAUUCCCGUCACAAACACCCCAUGAGCAGUAUUGUCUUAAAUCCUGGUUACAAAGAAAUGCUUCUGAGCGACACUAAGGAUUUUUUGAACAGCAAGAAGUGGUAUGCAGAUCGUGGUAUCCCAUUUCGUAGAGGUUACCUUUUGCAUGGUGUACCUGGCUCAGGGAAGUCUUCUCUUAUACACGCCAUCGCUGGGGAACUCAUGCUUGAUAUAUACGCCUUGUCGCUUUCUGCUGCCUGGAUCAACGAUGCAACACUCACUACCCUCAUGGGUCGCGUUCCCGCGCGUUGCAUUGUUCUCCUUGAAGACCUCGAUGCUACGUUUACUCGAAGCACUGGACGACGUUCCAAGAAGGAUAAGAAGAGGCGCAGAACUGGUACUUCCGGGAUCAACGGAGGCGCGAACACUACUGACGCUCUGAGCGAAGUGAACACUCUCAGUUUGAGUGGUUUGCUAAACGCCCUUGAUGGAGUCGCUGCGGCAGAAGGAAGAUUGCUUUUUGCAACGACGAAUCAUCUUGACCAUCUUGACCCUGCCCUUUCGCGUCCCGGACGAAUGGAUGUCUGGAUUGACUUUAAGAAUGCCAGUAAGUGGCAGGCAGAAGCUCUUUUCAGAAACUUCUUUCCAACAUCGUCUCCCUCAUUGCCUCGAGCCACUUCCUCCACCUCGCCUCAACGUCAACCUCAGUCUAAGACGCCACGGCAACACACGCAUUCCCCUGCUCCUCUUUCUCCAUCAGUCUUGUCCAAGCUGGCGCAAGAAUUUGCGCAGAAAGUUCCGGACGAAGAAUUCAGUGUGGCUGCGCUGCAAGGGUAUUUGUUGCGGAAUAAGAGUCGACCUGAGGAAGCUGUCAAGGGAGUCGAAGCGUGGGUAGAAGAAGAAAGACGCAAUAAGGAGAAG
Messenger RNA from Lentinula edodes (shiitake mushroom), 1029 nucleotides. RefSeq names its product P-loop containing nucleoside triphosphate hydrolase protein. NCBI's taxonomy places the organism in Eukaryota, Fungi, Basidiomycota, Agaricomycetes, Agaricales, Omphalotaceae. Gene Ontology annotation, biological process: mitochondrial respiratory chain complex III assembly; protein insertion into mitochondrial inner membrane from matrix. The record is from RefSeq and is a predicted model, not a curated record. Gene Ontology annotation, molecular function: ATP hydrolysis activity; ATP binding. Gene Ontology annotation, cellular component: mitochondrial inner membrane. The annotation marks the transcript as partial. The transcript has 7 exons.